GUCUCCAAGCAACACCGUGUAAAUAAGUGGGUGUCUUUACUGCUGGCUAGUGAACAUGAGAGUAGUAGAGAUAUGAAUGAAACAUUUGAUUGAAGCUGUUUACUUGAGCUAGCGUACCUUAGCGUUGAGUAAAAGCGAAAUCCUACGACUAUUCAACAGAUCAGACAGGUUGCUGAUGGUUGUUGGUAAGCAAAUGGGGCUUUUUGACAAGUUGGCAGGAUGGCUGGGGUUGAAGAAGAGUGUGAAUGUGCUGUGUCUUGGUCUAGACAACAGUGGAAAAACUACAAUCAUCAACCAACUAAAGCCUUCAAAUGCCCAGGCACAAGACAUUGUCCCAACUAUUGGCUUCAGCAUAGAAAAAUUCAAGACUUCCAGUCUUUCCUUUACAGUGUUUGACAUGUCUGGUCAAGGCCGAUACAGAAACCUUUGGGAACACUACUACAAGGAAGGGCAGGCUAUCAUAUUUGUCAUUGAUAGUGCAGACAAACUGAGGAUGGUUGUGGCCAAAGAAGAACUGGACACAUUACUAAACCAUCCUGAUAUUAAACACAGAAGGAUCCCCAUACUGUUCUUUGCCAACAAGAUGGAUGUCAGAGAUGCUUUAUCUUCAGUGAAGGUCUCACAGCUGCUCUGUUUGGAAAACAUCAAAGAUAAACCCUGGCACAUCUGUGCUACAAAUGCCCUGAAAGGAGAAGGUUUACAGGAAGGAGUCGACUGGUUGCAAGAUCAAAUAAAGAUGAUGAGAACGUGAGGGCAUGAGGAUGAUCACUCAGAAGUAGAAGCAAGAUCCUCAAGAGCAUUUUAUGAAAGGCGGGUUGACCCUGUGUCCAGAGGUACCAUGGAGAUAGUGGUGUUUUUAAUGCGGUGAAGAAUGAUUUAUUAAAAAUAUUUGAUUGUAAUUGAUUCUCUGAUACCAAUUAUGCCAAUGCAGUCCAACUUUUGAGUGUUAAUUAAAAAAACGAAAAACUUUUAAACACUUAAACACAUACAAUCGGACCAGUUCGUUACCAACUUGUACCACUGUAUACAAGGAUUGAGUUAAUCUGAUAAAUACAGCACUGGAAUGUUAAUAUUCCUCCCAUUCCUCAAUAUCGAGGUACAAUAAGCACUGGUUUUAUUUUUAAGUAGUCAGAAGUUUGAAUUUGGUUUCAAUAAUGCUUUGCAUGCUUAAGGCCUCAGAUGAUCUGUGUCUGCUACAAAUGUCUCUGAAGAGACACCAUGUAAACUCAAGGUCCUUUGCACUUUGCUCAUAAACAUCAACCAAGGUGUUGACCAUAUUUUGCCCCUUGUGCAGUAAAUGUUGACUUUAUCUGGCUUUAUUUGCAUUUGCAGCCAAAGUCACUUCCUCUCCCAAGCCUUUGGACCCAGACAUCUUUCAGUUUUUUUAGCAGUAAUAUCAGGUAGACACACAUUUAUAUAUAAUAGACUAAUAGAAAAGAAUGAUCCUGAGAGGAAUGUCCUCCUGAAGUUGUUUCCACUGCAGACUUAUGCCAGGUGCUCUGCUUUUCUCUUUUUUUUGUCUCAAGGUUGUGUUUACAUAAACAUUUUUGUGCUUGAAGCAAAACAGUGAUCUAGUUAAAAUGAUUAACUCCACACUUUAAAAUUGGACAAAUAUCAUCAUUUUUGAUGCACACCAUAAACACAGCUCCUUUAUUGGACUUGCACACAGUGGGGACUUUUUACUUUCACAUUGAACUGUUUUACCAUCACCUACUCCUCCUUCACUUCUUUCUUGACUCAUGUUGCUCAUGCUGGAAUGAUGGCACCCUCCUGUUUUCUAUUAGAUAUUUAAACUUGUGGUUAAGUGCACCUAGCUAGUUUAGCUUUGAUGCUUUGACAAAUCUUCCAAUGAUUGUAAUACAGUGAAUGUUAACUAGUCCACGAUAUUUACUUUAAAAUCAAAACUAAUUUUUCAUUUUCUAUUUUUCAACUAGUUUUCUUAUUUUUGCCUUAUUUCAUUGCUCAAAGAAAAAAUGUAACCAAACUAAAUGCUUCUAUGUGUUUACUCAUGGUACUAAAGUGAUUCAUCAGCUGACAACGGAGAAAAUCUUCCAGUCAGGCUUCGUGAAAUUUUUAAUUCAAGUUUUUCAUGAUUGGCUCUAUUUUGCAUAGAAAAGCGCAUCUACAUAAAUCUGUGUGUGUGAGCGCUUUUUAGUUUGGUAAAGCAACACUUCCUGUUACAAUGUUCAUUGCACAGAUCAUGUUUUUACUGUUUUUGACUUAUUUCAAGGUGAAAAAUGUACAAUCAUGUUAAAAUAAGUUUAAUACGGUGUGGUCUUUGACAUUUUGUUCAUAAAUGUGUCAUCUGUAAAUCUAUUUACUUCAAAAAUCAAACAUGUAAGAAACUAAAAAUAUGUUGACACUCCAGUAGUCAAUAUUCUAGCUCAGUCAAAGCAAAUGAUAAACUUAGUUUUUCUCAUCUGUGUCUUAAGACAUGAUGCCCUGUUCACCUUCACUACUGGACAAUACAUCAAAUAUACUCAAAGAUGUCUGAAUGAUAUUGGGGCAAGCAUGUCCCACUGAAAAGAAAAGAAAAUAACCGUAGAAUGUUUUGUACAAGUGAAUAGCACAAAUACAUCAUAUUAGUGUUUGUGAAUUUAGUUCAAGUGUUACAUGAAUGAGGAAUUAAUUUGUUUUAUAUUCCUGCCAAUUUCAAAAGAUUAACCAAACAGAUAAAAUUUAAUCAGAAAUAUAGUUUUUUAAGAAAAAAAAUCUUGCUUAUGUAUGUUUAGCACAUGCAUGUAAGCUUAAAAGUUCUGCUUUUGUUGCUAUCAGGCAGUUUUCUAACUGCUGUCCUUAAAGUUGCAUAUCAUUGUACUGUAGUGUUUUUAUGACUAAGACACAUUUCAAGCAAAUGUUACUUUCGUACCAGUGUCCUCAUGGACAGGGUGAUUUUUGUACCAACACCGAGGGAUGUCCUGAUCCAAAAAAUUCACAUCUUCCCCUUUUGUAGCGCUAAGGACACAUCAUUGAUUUGUAAUAAUUUGUCUGGGACUUACUCUAGGACAUUUUAGAGGUGAUUUAACGGGAGAAGUUUGAACUCUGCUACUCUCCAGACAUUUUAUGUUAUGUUUUCAAACAAAGGGACAGUUAGGUUUUUAUAUCCCCCAUUCUACAAUGAUUAUCCUAGCACAGGUUCACUUUAGUUUUAGAGAACUAUUUUUGUUGUAUCAUCUAACAAGCUGUCUGUGAUUUGUUGAAUACAUUAUAUGUGUUAAUUUUCAAAGAAUAAAUAC
Molecule: messenger RNA, 3236 nt
Organism: Cheilinus undulatus (humphead wrasse)
Lineage: Eukaryota; Metazoa; Chordata; Actinopteri; Labriformes; Labridae
Product: ADP-ribosylation factor-like protein 6
Exons: 8
Coding region: 176-751 (191 amino acids)
Biological process (GO): intracellular protein transport; cilium assembly; vesicle-mediated transport
Cellular component (GO): axoneme; cytoplasm
Molecular function (GO): GTP binding; GTPase activity
Source: RefSeq, a predicted model, not a curated record